Messenger RNA from Ostrinia nubilalis (European corn borer), 1351 nucleotides. Its product is annotated as V-type proton ATPase subunit e-like. The transcript has 4 exons. Gene Ontology annotation, cellular component: plasma membrane proton-transporting V-type ATPase complex; proton-transporting V-type ATPase, V0 domain. NCBI's taxonomy places the organism in Eukaryota, Metazoa, Arthropoda, Insecta, Lepidoptera, Crambidae. The coding region runs from base 115 to 498 and encodes 127 amino acids. The record is from RefSeq and is a predicted model, not a curated record. Gene Ontology annotation, molecular function: proton-transporting ATPase activity, rotational mechanism. Gene Ontology annotation, biological process: proton transmembrane transport.
CAUAAAUGACAUUUAGGAAUUCUAACAUUAAUCUGUUUAUUUACUUUAUUUACUGCUAACAAAAAGCUAGCAAAAUAAAAGAAGUACUAAUAGUGCCUAUUGUAAUUGUUAAAAAUGAAUUUAGAAGAAACCGAGACUACCACGACUGCUGCGACCACCACCACGGCGGGCCCCACCAUCGUGCCGAAAGACCCUGGGAUGUAUCUGCCGAUAUAUGUCAUGACCGGCAUCUAUGGGGCAGUGUUCAUUCUUGCUCCUUUAUUCGUUCGCAAAGGACCUAAUCGUGGGAUAAUAAGGUGUUGUAUAUGGAUGUCAACUUUCUCUUUAUGGAUGCUUUGGUUCACGGUGUAUGUGUCCCAAAUGAAUCCAUUAUUGGGGCCCCGCCUUAAAAACACCACUCUGGCUUGGAUAUCCCAUUCUUGGGGUAAGAGCUCCGAGGAGCCUUCCGAAGGUUCUACAGACACGACACUGGCACCCACUACUGAUGAUCAAUCAUAAUACUACCGGAAUAUAAAAAAUCUGAAUCAACAAGUUUUAGAAAAGUCAGUAAGGCCUACUAAGACACAGCUUAUAAGUGCUGCACUUUAAUAGACCUAAAAGGUACCUAUUUUACCCUAGAAGUUUAGAAUAGGGAUGUAUCCUAGGUAAAAAAGCAAGAGUUUUAAUUAGUCCGUCAGUUAGCUUAUCAAAAACUACUCGACACGUAUUUUUCACUUUUUAUAACUAAUGAAAAUGUAAAGAUAUAAAGCGUGCCAAAGUUCUAAAGAAAAGGCACGUGACGUCAGUGAGUGCGUAAAAGUGCAGCACUUUGUGACGUCGCACGGAACUUCAACGCACUAUAACUUUGUAAUUAUUUGUUUGAUUGACAAUUAAAAGUAUACGAGUCCAAUUUUUUUUAUAUUAAAAUUGACGGACUAAACAAUUUUUUUUAGGAAACUAGCCUAUUGUAUACCUAACAAAUAAUAAUUAAUUUGCGGUUUUAGACAACUCAAAAAAAUCAUUUUUGUCACCUUUACCUAUGCUCCAAACAAGUUUUAAAUUUUUUUCAUUUAAUUUUAUUCUUGAAUGUCGUUCAGCCGUAUAAAUCAUUACUAACUGGAUAUGCGCAGUGACACCCGCAACGUAAGUUAAUUUCAUAACAAGUAAUUUUCCGGUUUUUAUAAUUGAGUUUGCUCAAUAUGUGGAAAGUAUUUAUAAAAUUAUAUAUUUCCUUUCUAGCUAGUAGCUUGAAAUGUAUGCGUUUUAUUUUAAUUAUGUAUUUUUAAUCGCGUAAGUAAUUUAAGUUGGCAUUUAUUUUUGUUAACUUAAUAAAUAAAAAGAUAAAUUUGGUAUGAGACAUGUAGAGGCUCCU